AUGUCACAGCAUUGUGAGGUGGAUGAAUCUCAACACGAGUGCGGCGGAUACUGUUACGGAGCUGUGAAACCGGUCCUGGAGUACCUCGCCAUCCUUCAAAUGCGAGUGGAGUCUUACGAGGCCAAACAGCCCGCAGAUACUCUAUCGAAAAUCGCGCAAAUGGACAAAAAGUUAGAGACUCUAGGAAGAGAGUUGGCGAUCCAGCAGGAAUUGGAAAAGAGCUCACAGUCCGCAGAUACUCUCAAACAACUGGCCAAAAUUGAUGAAAAGUUAGAGGCAGGAUUAGGAAGACAGUUGAUGAUCCAGCAGGAACUGGAAAAGAGCUCCAAACAGCUAGCUGAUACUCUAUUAAAAAUCGCACAAAACGACGAAAAAUUAGAGGUUCUAGGAAGACAGUUCGCAAUUGAGCUGGAGUUGGAAAAGAGCUCGCAGAUGAGGCUUCAAAGAUUAGAGCUUUUCGAAAAAAUACGCAAGGAUGAGACGAAGGCACUCGGCAGAAUGCUGAAUAAGACCCAGAGAUAUUGGAUAGAUGUGAACGAUAUAAAAAAGGAAGGAGAGUUUAUUUCGGCCACUACUGGCUUGCCGGGAACAUUCUUUCACUGGCAGGAAAACGAACCCAAUAACAAGGAAAGCUCUGAAAAUUGCGUCGAGCUAAUUACCGCCGAAUUUUGGAUGAACGACCAAUCAUGCCAUUACGAAAAUUACUUUAUUUGUGAGACACCUUGGGAUUCACUGUAACCUAU
Messenger RNA from Drosophila persimilis, 743 nucleotides. Its product is annotated as collectin-11-like. The transcript has 3 exons. The record is from RefSeq and is a predicted model, not a curated record. Lineage: Eukaryota; Metazoa; Arthropoda; Insecta; Diptera; Drosophilidae. Bases 1 to 738 code for a protein of 245 amino acids.